AUAAAAAUAAAUCGAAUUCCGAUCAUGGCAUCUGCAAACGUUAAUUUCCCACCCUCUCCCAAAGAUCCACUUAAGAUUGAAUUAGAAAUUGCAAUUAAUGAACACAAUGAAAAUCGUGUAAAAGAAUUGAUUGGCCUACUCAAAGAAAGAGAUGAAGAAAGUGGAUGUUGUACUUUAGGAUGGGAUGAUGGAUAUCAUCUGCUUAGCCAGGCUAUUCAAAGAAAUAGAGCUAUAACAAACCUUUUGUUAGAUUACGGAGUGAAAACGAAUAGAUUAUCAAAUGAAGCAUGCAAAUCGCCGCUUCACUUCGCCAUUGAAAAUCGGGACUUGAAGAUGGUUGAAAAACUAUUGAGUAAAGGUGCUAAAACAAGAGCGAAAACAUCUAACGGCAGGACCCCACUCUAUUUGGCUGUCGAAGUUGGGAAUAAAGAAAUAAUUGAGCUGUUAUUAGAAGUAGACCCCCAGCCUGCUCUCAACGAAAAAAAUAUAUUGCAGCCAAUUGAAGUAGCUGCGGAAAUUGGAGAAGAAAAAGUUUUCAACAUGCUAGUUAACAAAGGAGUCAAAGCAAAUUUAAAAUACUGUGAUGGUACGUUAAUGCUUCACGUGGCCGUUGAAAAUGGAUAUGAGAGGACGGUUUCGAAGAUUAUUGAUGAAAAAAAUUAUGAUAUCACAGAUAGUAGAAAUCUUCAAUUGUUAACUGCUGCGGUUAUGGGAUGGAAAGGGAAGUACAGAAAAAUUGUAUCAACCCUAGUCAAUGCCGGAUUUAAAAUUGAUCCCGAAAAAAUAAAUGAUAAAGCAUUUAUCCAUAAAGCUGCAGAUGAAGGUUAUUGUACGAUUAUUGAAGAUUUACUGACAUACGGUGCGGACCCGAACAUUUUAAAUGCGCGCGGUGAUUCUCUUUUAAUGACAGCAUGUAAAUCUAAGAAAGUUGAUAUUGUUAAAACGUUGAUAAGAAAUAAGGCUGAUAUACAUUUUAAAAAUUCAUCGGGAUACACGGUACUAUAUUACGUGAUCCAUAAUUUAAACUUCAAUGAGGAUAAAUUGUGCUCCCAUAUAAAAGUUUCUGAUUACUCAGAUGACGACUAUGUAAUUGCAAAAAAAAAUUUAGAUGAUAAUUGUACUUGUCAUUCUAACGAAUGGUUUGAAAUUUUAAAAAUCUUUAUAGAUCUUGGCAUAGAUGUUAAUAACAAAGAUCAAUACGAUUCGACGGCUUUGCAUUAUGCUAUACGUUAUAAUUAUAACGAGCAAUAUUAUCAUUACAUUAAAGAACUUACUUGUUUAUUACUAAAAGCAGGAGCUGAUGCGAAAAGUCGUGAUGAUCACGGUAAUACUCCUCUUCAAGAUGCAAUUUCUAGAGAUCGUUUAGAGAUGGUUGAAUUACUGUUACCAUCUGCUAAACUGGAUGAUGAAUGUUACGUAAAUUGUAAAAAGCAAACAUUGCUUCAUGCAGCAGCUGGGUCUAGCGGGAUUAAAUUGCUAGAAAUUAUUUUAAAACAAAAGGAAUUCAAAAAUUUAGACCUUCAAGAUAUUGGUGGUGCAACUCCACUUUCUUUGGCUGUUCAACGUUCAUGCUUUCCAGCUGUUGAAAUUUUAUUACUCCGUGGUGCAAAUCCUAAUAUAGCAGAUAACAAAAUGAUGACACCAUUACAUUAUAAUUUAGUAGACUGUGGUCUGCUAACAAUUCUCGAAAUAUUACUCAAGUUCGGAGCAAAUAUUAAUUGUGUUGAUAAGAAUGAUAUGACACCAUUGACAAUCGCAGCUUCAUACAACAAUGAAAGUCAUUUUGAAAUUCUCGCAAAAUAUGCUACUGAUUUAGAUGCCAGAGUUGAUAGAUCGGGAAGAACAGCUUUACAUUGUGCUGCUCAGCACCUAAAUAAAGCUUUUUCAAAACUAUUAAAGCUUGGCGCAGAUAUCAAUAUAAUGGAUUACCAUAAGAAAACAGCUUUGGACUAUUUGAUAAACUCUAUGGUUUCUUUUUGUAAAAAAUGUCAAGUUUCAUUAGAUCCGUCGAGUGACUCUAGCUUGAUCAAGCUUUACACUCAUGAACAUAUUAAAAAUGUACAUAUUUAUUUAGAACAUGUUGCGAAACUCCAAUUAAUUAAUUCAUUUGUUUCUCCGGAAAAUCUACGAAGCAUCUAUAUGUACGAAAAUAAAUAUAGUUGGAUUCCUAGUUUCAAAACUGAGAAUAAUGAAAUAUCAAAAAUUGAAAAAACAAAAGAAAUGUGUCAAGAAGAAGUAGAAUCGAUGAAGCAGUAUGUGCUUGAAAAUACUAACAUUAAUGUUUAUCAAAUUUUAACAAAAUGUCCUCAUCGUAUUGCUAAGUAUGUCUUGAAGAACAACAAUGUAUUUCAACAAUUACAAACUCCGGUUUUUGUUGAAAAUUUUCCUGUUUAUGGCAAUCUAUUAAGUCUCCGUAUUACAAAAUGCUUAGAGAGAAAAAAAAUAUUGGAUGACGAUACUGAUUAUUCGUUUCACCGAGUUUUUCCGUCUUUGCCUUCCAUUUGUAUCGAUGAAAUUCUCAGCUAUUUAAGUAAUUAUGAUUUAAAGAUUCUGAUAAGUGUGUGUCAAUUAACCAUGGAUUGUCAGGACAUUGAGUCUAAUGCUCAUCUACCACUCGCAGCUGAUGCAAGCCAUACUGCUAAAAAAAAAAAAAUUUAAACAGUUUCCUAUUUAAUAGGCAAAAUUU
Molecule: messenger RNA, 2686 nt
Organism: Cotesia congregata
Lineage: Eukaryota; Metazoa; Arthropoda; Insecta; Hymenoptera; Braconidae
Source: the annotation of a GenBank genome assembly